This is a messenger RNA of Tupaia belangeri chinensis (Chinese tree shrew), 1040 nucleotides long. It is a transcript of the gene SMIM30, whose product is annotated as small integral membrane protein 30. The record is from RefSeq and is a predicted model, not a curated record. Bases 195 to 374 code for a protein of 59 amino acids. The transcript has 3 exons. Lineage: Eukaryota; Metazoa; Chordata; Mammalia; Scandentia; Tupaiidae.
GGGAAAUGUAGUUUGAAGACUCCGCCCACCUCGCCAUUCCUGUAAUGGCUGCUUCCUGGAAGGCGGUGUCACGUGGAACCUCUUAGCCUCUGCAUCCAGAGCUCCAAGAAGGGAAUAUUUCAAAUAAGAUAGGAUUUUAUAUAAAUAUAUAUACACCAUUUCUCGGAACCUUCAGCCCUCAAGAUCCCAACACCAUGACCUCAGUUUCAACACAAUUGGUCUUAGUGCUUCUUUCACUGCUUUUGGUGCUGCCUGUUGUGGAAGCUGUGGAAGCUGGAGAUGCCAUCGCGCUCUUGCUAGGUGUGGUCCUCAGCAUCACAGGCAUUUGUGCUUGCUUAGGUGUAUAUGCACGAAAGAGAAAUGGACAGAUAUGACUUUGAAGGGCCUUCACAAUCAAGCUUCACCCUGAAAAACCUUUGUGUAGUUGAGGCUAAACCUGAGCAUUGAUGUCUGAGUUUCCCCAAAUGGUAUAGGGUACUUUCACAUUCUUAGCUGUUUCUCAUAAAAUGGGAACAAAUUGAUGUCUUAGUAGGGGGAAAAAUGAUUUUUUUACAACAAAUAAUGCACUUAAAAAUGCAGCCUAUAAUUUGUGUUUGCUGGUUAGAAAGGUCAAAGUAAGAUGGCUAGCGUUUACAUAAGUAAUAUUUCAUAGUGUUACUAUUGUCAAGCACAUGAAAUGAGGAAGUUCUUGUCCAGAAUCCAGGGAAGUCGCCGACUGUUCAGUUACAAUCACUGCCUCCUGACUCAAUAAGAAGUCUUCAUAUUUUUAUUGGAUUUUUGUUUUAUCUCUCGAGUCAAUAUUGUUCUUAGGUGUCAACUAGCUAAAAAUUUAAACUUUUAUCUCUGUAGGACAAAAGUUUUGAAAAUGUAUUCAAUGUAUCCAAUAUGAAAAUGGAGAAGAGAUUUAAUUUUAAAAAAAACUUUAUAUUAACAUUGAAAUGGAAAAAGAUUUAAUGUAAACAAAAAUUUUAUAUUAAUUAAUUAGGUCACAUUCUCAUGGUGAGAAGUACUAUAUUAAAUACAAACCCAUUAUGUUGUAA